Molecule: messenger RNA, 666 nt
Organism: Acanthosepion pharaonis
Lineage: Eukaryota; Metazoa; Mollusca; Cephalopoda; Sepiida; Sepiidae
Source: the annotation of a GenBank genome assembly
AUGUAUACUUAUCUAUCUAUCUAUCUAUCUAUCUAUCUAUUCAUCAUCUAUUCAUCUAUCUAUCUAUUCAUCUAUGUCUACUUCAUAUCUAUCUAUCUUUCUAUCUAUCUAUAUAUCUAUCUAUCUGUCUGUCUUUCUAACUAUCUAUCUAUCUCAGCCAAUUCAGAACGACCAUCAUCUCACGAAUGGGCCGCAUCCCAGAUGCAUCAUAGAAGCCGGCAACUUUUCCAUCAAUUUAUAGUAGACAUGGCUGCUAAGAUGGAAUCCGAAAGACUCUGUUACAUUAAAUUGAAUCAGACCAAGUUGCGCUGCGACUCUUACAUUCACUUCCGUGAUGCUUUACGAAAUGACGCUGAUCCACGCAAUAUAUUCAAGAUGUGCAUACUACCUGCAACGUUCACAGGCAGUCCACGAUACAUGCACGCGAGGACGCAAGACACGAUGACAUACGUUCGUAUGUACGGCCGACCAGACCUAUUCAUAACUUUCACGUAUAACCCAAAAUGGUACGCAAUUGCUAAAGAACUUAUACCAGGGCAAUCGGCCUACGACCGUCCAGACCUCAUUGCGCGCGUUUACCAUCUGAAGUUGGGAAAGCUGAUGGAUGUGAUUACAAAGGGCCAGUUUUUUGGAGCUGUUUGCUGUCGCAUGCACACUAUUGAGUGA